AUGCCGCCCAAGGCCGACCCCAAGGCGGGGGCUGCGGCGGCCGGGGAGGAGGACGGGCCGGAUGACGGCGAGAGGGAGCUGAUGGAGCGCGAGCUGGCGAUUUCGUACCUGAAAAACAAGCUCUCGCGGUACCAGCAGACGCGCGAGGCGCUGGCGGGGGAGAACAGCGCGCUCGUGGCCAAGCUCGAGCAGGAGAAGGCGACGCACACCGACAUCAUCAAUCUCCUGUCGACCGAGGUCAACACGCGGAACGCGAAGCUCGAACAGGUCGAGAAGCAGGCCGAGGAGCUCGCUGAGGCGCUCGAGGCUGCACGCAAGGAGCACAAGGAGGCGCUGGCGGCCGUCAACAAGGUCAAGGACGCGGAAAUCGCCAACCUCAAGGAGCUACUGGAGGACCGCGACGAGAAGCUCAAGGGGCUGGACGAGUUCAUGCAGCAGAAGAAACGCAUGGAGGACGAGCUGGAGGCGCACAAGGAGCAGCUGGCGAAGGAGCGGCGGGAGUUCCACGAGCUGAUGAGCGACGUGGAGCGGCAGCACGUGCAGGAGAAGGACUUUUGGCAGAAGGAGAUGCAGCAGCAGGUCAAGGAGACCAAGUCCCAGAUGAUGAAGCUCAUGGACAACCAGCUCGAGAUCACCACGAAGCGCACGAUCAUCGAGAACGAGCAGAUGCAGUCCGAGCUGACGUACCAGUCGCGGCAGUCGGAGAGAAUCAUGAACAAGAACUCCAACCUGCUCUCGGAGGUCGGAGAGCUGCGCCGCCAGGUGGAGCUGUCGCAGCAGGCGGAGGUGGAGCUAGCCAAGCGGAACAACGUGUACCAGAAGACGAUUCGCUCGCUGCUCGCGAAGCUCAAGGCGCGGCAGCAGGGCGACGCCGCGGGUUCCCACGAGGAGGUCGAGGCGCUGCAGGCGGUCGUGGAGCAGCAGGAGGAGCGGAUCCGGGCGUUCGAGCUGGCGUGCCGGGAGCUGCGGGAGCAGCUGCACGACGCGCUCGCGGACGUCCGCGUGCGCGAGAUGCGCGAGGGCGCCCUGCGCGACCGCCACGACGCCGCGACGCGCCUCGUGCAGCGCAUGGUUGAGGAAAUCAGGCACGCGCAGGCGGGGGAGGCUGCGGACGCAGAGGACGCGGAAGCGCCGCCCGCGACGGAGGUCGUCGCGGGCCUCACGCGCGACGAGGUCCUGAAGCACGUGACGGCGCUUGUGGAGCGGCUGCGGGCCGAGGGGGCGCUCGCUGCGAAGCCGGCGAGCCGCGGCGCAGUACCGACUGGGGAGAGCAGCCCGCGGCGGCGCGGGUACUCGUCGAUGAUGAGCGGCCACGAGCAGCUGCCGCCGAUCACGCAGCGCGGGCCGCUGUCGCCGCGGGACGUGGAGGCGCUUCAGGAGUCGCAGGCGCUGAUGGCGACGCUGCGGGGGCCGCCGUCGCGGAAAGCGUCUCUGACGAAGUCGACGGCGCGGCAGGCGAAGGCGUACCAGCAGGUGGCGGGCGUGGACGAGCUGCUGGCGUCGCUGCUGCGGGGCCCGCAGCUGCCAGCGACGCUGCGCGGACAGGACCUGUCUCGGACAGCGCCGCCCGCGGUGCUCGCGGCGAACAAGACGGGGACGCGGAAGUGA
Molecule: messenger RNA, 1608 nt
Organism: Pedinophyceae sp. YPF-701
Lineage: Eukaryota; Viridiplantae; Chlorophyta; Pedinophyceae
Source: the annotation of a GenBank genome assembly